ACUGCCAUGAACAGAAGUUUGAACAGAGCAGAGUCCAGAUAUUUUGGUUGCAGUGAUUGCAGUGAUGCAGAUGAUAGUAGGAGGACAAAAGAGAUCAGAGAGAAAGCAAAAACUGAUGGGCCCGGCAAUGCCUGAAACAGAAAUGAGUGGCACUGCACUGCACCAUCAAAUACUACUCUCACUUUUCUCUCUUUUUGUUUGUUUUUACUCUGUUGUGGCUCUUCUACCUUCAUCUAUCUCAAUUUAAAGCCUACUUUUUCAUUUAUCUCUCAACACUCCUCAUGCAUAGCCAUUGGUAGGUGCAUAGCAUAGCUUUGCUUAAGCUUAGUUCCUUCUUUUUAGUGUAACUCAUUUUCCCUGUUUAACUACUUGAGAAGGUGGUUUUUUAUUUACAAGUGUCAAGUGAAGACAGUUAAAUGUUGAGUUUUGUGUGAGUUUAGGAGUUGAGAGAGGAAGGCUAUACAAUGAAUCUUGAUGGGAUCUGCAAAAAUGGAAGUUAAUCAGUUUUGGGUAUUGGAUACUUGACUAAAAGUAUUCCUGCUGUUCAUGCAAAAGGGGGUCAAUGCAAGCUUUUGACAAUACCCUUGUUUAGCAUGCUUUGCACAAGAUGGCAAUUAGUUACCAGGAAUUCAAACAGAGUGAUCAUGCCAUUCUUGAAGAGUGCUGUUCUUAGAGGCCAUUGAAGUACCAAGAGCCUCUUGUUACGUUUACUAAUUGUUAUAUCAAUGGAGAAUGCUAUGUUUAGUGAUCCAUUGGACAUGGCUGACCAAAAUUCUACUUGCAUUGAAGAUAAUAUCACACAGCACCUCAUCCCAAAGCCACUCAUCUAUUGCUGUUCAUUUGACCUCAAUAGCCAAAGCCACAUCAUAAAUGGGAUUCCAAUACUUUCUGGAGAGCAAACUGAACAUAUAAGUAAUGCCCAAUUAGAUGGUAGCUUCAUAAAUCCAGUUACUAUUGCUAAUUCCAAUUCAUUUGCUACAUCACAAGGGAUGACUUUUAUGCUAGAUGCCUCAAAUCCCACUGGUAACAGUGACUUUGAGGAUCAUUUAGCUGGAGGAAGGCCAAUUUCUUGUGCUUCAGUUCCUGCUAGAAUUGGUCUUCAAGAAAACUUAGAAAAUUCUGCAUCUUUGGAGGUAUCAGGACCAUUGGUUUUCAAUAAUUGGCAAGAUUCCUCAAACCCUUUGUCUGCAAAUUUUUGUAGUAGUGGCUAUGAUGAAGCACCCAGUAAUGGUAGAUGGAUUUUUAACAAGUUUCUGAAAGCUUCAGAGGCUGAUCUUACUGGGUUACUGCCUUAUUCAUCCAUAGGAAACAUAGAACCGAAUGGAUGGUCAUCAUCAAAUGUUGCAAACUUGGCUAAUCAUGCUUAUAACUCGUCUAAUUGUAGUAAUGAGCUAUCAUUAAGCCUUGCUUCAUCGUCUCCAACCACAGGUCAGUGCUCUGACUUGACUCAUAGUAUGAAUGGAACAUCAUCAGGCAACAGUAUGGAAGUUAGUAUGAGUAUGGAUUCUAAUGGAAGAUUUCAGUUUUCACCGGCAAUUCUUGGAUCAAGAUACCUUUCUGGAAUUCAGGAGAUACUUGUUCAGAUUGCAACAUAUUCAUUUGAAAAUUUAGAAGAGGUAAAUUAUUCAGCUGCUGGUGUUAGAGGAGGUAAUAAAUCAACUUCAGCGUUCACACCCAAGAGAAGGAUAGCAACAAAUCACAAUGCAGAUUCUCCAUUGCAAGGACAAGCUGCUGAAUCAAUCAAAUCUCAACUGCUGAUGCUUCUACAACUGGUGGACAAUAGAUAUAGUCAGUGUUUGGAUGAGGUACAUACCGUUGUAUCUGCAUUCCAUGCUGCUACUGAGCUGGACCCACACAUACAUGCACAUUUUGCUCUUCAAACAAUCUCUCUCCUAUACAAGGACUUGAGAGAGAGGAUUAGCACUCAAAUUCUUGCCAUGGGGUCCAAUUUCAACAUGUCAUGCUCUGAAGAGGAGAAGGAAUGGUCUAUGGAAACUUCAUUUGUUCAGAAGCAAUGGGCUCUCCAACAGUUGAAAAGAAAAGAUCAGUUAUGGAGGCCCCAAAGGGGCUUGCCAGAAAGAUCUGUCUCAGUUCUACGUGCUUGGAUGUUUCAGAAUUUCCUUCAUCCGUAUCCCAAAGAAGCAGAGAAGCAUUUGCUUGCUGUAAAAAGUGGGUUGACAAGGAGUCAGGUAUCGAACUGGUUUAUAAAUGCCCGUGUUCGGCUAUGGAAACCAAUGAUAGAGGAAAUGUAUGCUGAAAUGAGUAGAAGGAAAGCUUGUCGAAAUGAAGAAGGAAAGGAGACCAGUCAUAAAAGCAGGAUAAGCUUGAAUAAUCAAAUGUUUAACAUCAAUUGAAGGUCAAGAAAGUCACAUAUAUAUCAAUUUGAUGUAGCAUUAUUUUUAUCUGUGAUUAAUGAUUAUCAUUAUCGGAUCAAGUAAGAAACACGACUAAGCUGAACUAAGAAUUGUGCAUAAUGCCCUGUUUAGUUGUUGGGUAUACUAUGGGUAUACAAUGAUUAUUGGAGUUGCAGCUCUUAAAAGUAUGCUUUUCAUACAA
Messenger RNA from Lotus japonicus, 2556 nucleotides. RefSeq names its product homeobox protein ATH1-like. Gene Ontology annotation, molecular function: RNA polymerase II cis-regulatory region sequence-specific DNA binding; DNA-binding transcription factor activity, RNA polymerase II-specific. Lineage: Eukaryota; Viridiplantae; Streptophyta; Magnoliopsida; Fabales; Fabaceae. The coding region runs from base 726 to 2354 and encodes 542 amino acids. The transcript has 5 exons. The record is from RefSeq and is a predicted model, not a curated record. Gene Ontology annotation, biological process: regulation of transcription by RNA polymerase II.